Molecule: messenger RNA, 2534 nt
Organism: Pectinophora gossypiella (pink bollworm)
Lineage: Eukaryota; Metazoa; Arthropoda; Insecta; Lepidoptera; Gelechiidae
Product: putative fatty acyl-CoA reductase CG5065
Exons: 14
Coding region: 285-1853 (522 amino acids)
Biological process (GO): long-chain fatty-acyl-CoA metabolic process
Cellular component (GO): peroxisome
Molecular function (GO): alcohol-forming very long-chain fatty acyl-CoA reductase (NADP+) activity
Source: RefSeq, a predicted model, not a curated record
ACGUUAAUCAUUACAGUCGUUAUUGCAAUCUCGUGGCGGCAACUCGCUCUGUCUAUAUUUAAUAUUUAAAAAAAAGCCCUUAAGAACUUUUAUUUUGAAUAUCGAAUUGAGUUUAAAUUUAAAUGUAGCUGGAAACAAAUUCUAUUUUUAUAACACGAUAAAGUUUUUGUCAGAGAAGUUUUUAUUUUAAAUUUAGUUUUUUGUGUGUUUUGGAAAGAGGUAGGUCUCGUUUUAUUUGGGAGCAGACUCCGAGACUGGGUUCGAACAUCACAAGCAAAUACAACAUGGCGAACUCGCAACUCCCACUCGGUCCGGAGAUUCCUCGGUUCUACGCAGGGCGAUCCGUUUUUAUCACUGGAGCAACUGGUUUUAUGGGAAAGGUUUUGAUAGAGCGUUUAUUAUCAACGUGUCCAGAAAUCGGUCGGCUGUAUCUCCUAAUGAGGGCCAAACGAGAUGUCAUGCCUGAAAAACGUCUGUUGCAUUUAAAACAAUCUCAGAUAUUUGAGAAUAUUCGUCGCACCAAUCCUGCGCAAUUGGACAAAAUCCACAUGAUUGCCGGGGAUGUCUCUGUGCCUCAGCUGGGUAUUUCACUCGAAUCUCUCGCGUUAUUAAAUGAGGUGUCAAUAGUGUUUCACUCGGCAGCCACCCUCAAGUUCGACGAGGAGCUUCGGAAGGCCGUGGACCAGAAUGUUCGCUCUGUCAUGAGAUUGAUGGACAUCUGUGACCGGCUGCCGAAUGUUGAGGCAUUCAUCCACGUGUCAACAGCGUACAGCAACGCGGAACGAGACGCCAUAGAGGAGCGCAUUUACCCUGCGCCUGCGCCGCUCGACCAGCUGCUGGCGCUAGUGGACGCCGCCCCACCGCAGCUGCUCACUGAGAUUACUAACAAGUACAUCUCACCAAAACCCAACACCUACACAUUCACAAAAGCAAUAGCAGAAAAUGUGGUCCAGCAGCAUGGAAACCAAGGUUACUCUGUCGCCAUCUUCAGACCUACUAUUGUGGUAUCCUCCCUCCGAACUCCGUACCCUGGGUGGAUAGAGAACCUGAAUGGACCCAGCGGCGUCAUAGUCGGCGCUGGCAAAGGGAUCCUCCACGUCUUCGCCUGCAAGUCCUCCGCCAGGGCUGACAUGCUGCCUGUUGACAUUGCUAUUGACACCCUCAUUGCUGUGGCUUGGGAGACUGCUGUUGACAAGUCACAAGAAGUCCGCGUAUACAACUGCAGUACGUACGACAACCCGACCACGUGGGGCGAGUUCGAGAGGAACCUGCGAGAGAACGUGCGCGCGCACCCGCUGGACAAGGCACUGUGGUACCCCACGGGGUAUACUACUGAGAACAGAUUUAUGGAGAAGGUUCUAGAGCUUUUAUUUCAAACAUUACCACUGUACACCGCCGAAUACGGAGCACGGUUACUUGGUAUUAAGACUCGGUUAAGCCUAAUAACAGCAGACCAGCGCAUCAGAGCGAUGAAUAAAGUCCUCAAGUUCUUCUCCAUGAAGGAGUUCCGCUUCGAGACUGGAAACGUACGCCGGCUGCGCGCGCGCUUGUCGCCAGCCGACGCUAAGAUCUACAACUUGGAUGUGCAGACUAUUAAUUGGGAUGAUCACUACAGAAAUUUCGUGAAAGGCACUCGAAGAUACCUCCUUGGGGAGAAAGACCAAGACCUCCAGGAAGCCAAGCGCCAUAUCACCAGAAUGCGUUUUCUCCACAAUGCAGUGGUACUCUUCACAGUAGUUGGGUUCAUAAGAUUACUUCUGCGCCACCCUGUCAUAAAGGAGAUUGUUUAUGGAUUUUUUGCUUUAUUGAUGUCUCUCUUACACUCAGCGUAUAUGCGUGUUACAGCGCAAUGAUUCUUUUGUUUUAAAAAGUUUUUUUUAAGUGCAACGGAAUAAUUGUGAAAUGUGUGUAUGGAGGCGCUCUGUUGAUGAUUCAGACUAUGAUUCUGAGUUGAUAUCAAGUGGAAUUUCCUGCCGGAAACUUCAAGAGACUUUUAGUGGUUUUUAAUAUUAUUUUUCGUUUCAUACUUUUGGCGACGGAAAAUUCGAUAUCAACUCAGUAUCACGGUCUGAAUCAUCCCUUAAAGAUUUCGUUACGAUGUCACUAAUACCCUGUAUAAUACCCAUUUCACGUAGUACAUCAGAACUUGUCAUUUGCAAAUUGAGACAAGAAUGUAAAAUUUUCGCGCGCGAAUUGAAGCCGACUAAUUAAAAAGAUCGCAUCGCGCCGGUAGGGAGGUCCCUUAUUACUUAUUACAUUCUGUUGUGAUUCUUAUGGUGCUAGGAAUAACAAAAAAAACUUUAAUAAUAAAUACUUUAAAAAAAAAACUUUAACAUUUGUGAAAUUAAAUUAUUUCGUAACAUACGGUUUCAAGGCACAACAAGAUAUUACGACAAAAUUAUAUUUUACUUGUAUAAUUUAAAUUAGGACUUAAGUGAUAGGUGCUGUAGCAAAUUAGGAAAAUAUUUAAAUAAGAAGGAAUGUGUUAUAAAUAAAAAUAAACUGUUAUUUAGUAUAUGGUUUAAAUGUUUAAA